CCUAGCCCCAAGCUAGUACCAUUUUGGCCAGAUAAUGCUGAAACGUGGUUUCAGAUUGCUGAGUCUGAUUUUUGUGAACAUGGCAUAACUGAUCAACGUUCACAGUUCCUUGCAGUUAUUCACGCCCUACCGCGGGAAUUCAGCAGGUGCGUAACUCUGCAGAUGUCGGUGCAACGGGCACUGGACAGGAAACAAACGAAGCACGGGAUCCAACGAACAACACUGAGGAAGCUAUGUACAGACACCCUAUUAGCAUAGGCAGACAGACCAGCAGGCUCUCCAUCAAGCCGCUUGGAAGAUUUUUUUCACCCAUCAGGGAACCAUCGAGAUUUUUUUACUUCCGGCUGGUCAUGUCUUAGGGU
Messenger RNA from Trichobilharzia szidati, 362 nucleotides. Lineage: Eukaryota; Metazoa; Platyhelminthes; Trematoda; Strigeidida; Schistosomatidae. The record is from the annotation of a GenBank genome assembly.